UGAUAUUCUAGGUGUGUUCCAACAAGUAUGCUGUGUGUAACCGCAAGGAUGCUCUGAAAAUUGCUGUCACAUUGCUCACUACUGAGAAGAACACUUGCUUCAAGAUAAUUUGUGAAGACAUGUCCCAGAGACUUCUGUAUUCGUGGCAGGAGAUGUGGUUCUAUAGAAAAUAAGAAACAGACGCUCCUGACUGGAGGAGCUUACAGUCAACUCAAUGAAUUAUUUAAUGUGCAGCAGAUUAAUGCAGUCAGAAGACACAGAAGACAACCAGUUCCAUGAAAGGACUCUGAAAAUCAGCCGACAGGUGCACAUACAGCCUGGACUAGUUUUGGGAGGUUGGGGAGUAGCAUGCAGCCAGAUGAAGGCUCAGAAUGGCUUCUGGAACUCUUGAGCGAGGUGCAGCUGCAGCAGUAUUUCUUGCGUAUACGUGAUGACCUCAACAUCACGCGCCUUUCCCACUUUGAUUACGUUAAAAAUGAGGAUCUGGAGAAGAUUGGCAUCGGCCGACCUGGCCAGAGACGUCUUUGGGAAGCAGUAAAGCGGAGGAAGGCUAUGUGUAAGCGGAAAUCCUGGAUGAGUAAGGUAUUCAGUGGGAAGAGACCAGACUCAGAGUUUGCUCCUCUGCCUCAAAGUACUUUUAGAAAACCUCCCAGCCCUCCACCAUCUGAAGGUCAGCAGGCCCUGACCUGUCUUAUUAGUGAAAAGGACAUUUCCCUCUUUGAGAAGCUUGGCGAUGGGUCUUUUGGUGUUGUUAGAAGAGGAGAGUGGAACACCCCUAGUGGUAAAAUGUUUAAUGUUGCAGUUAAGUGCUUGAAGACGGAUGUUCUUACACAGCCAGAUGCCCUAGAUGAUUUUAUCAGAGAAGUCAACGCAAUGCACUCGCUGGACCACGUCAAUCUCAUCAGACUAUAUGGAGUCGUCCUUACACAUCCUAUGAAAAUGGUGACAGAGCUUGCUCCACUCGGAUCUCUUCUGGACCGCUUGCGUAAGAACCUGAGUCAUUUCCUCAUCUCCACCUUAUGCCAUUACGCUAUCCAGAUUGCUAAUGGCAUGGCCUACCUAGAAUCAAAGCGUUUCAUCCACCGGGACCUUGCAGCCAGGAACAUUUUACUCUCCUCUAAUGACUUGGUUAAGAUUGGGGACUUUGGACUUAUGAGAGCGUUACCAAAAAAUGAUGAUCACUAUGUCAUGCAGGAACAUCGGAAGGUGCCCUUUGCUUGGUGUGCACCAGAGAGCCUGAAGACUCGUACAUUCUCACAUGCCAGUGAUACUUGGAUGUUUGGUGUGACACUGUGGGAAAUGUUCACAUAUGGACAAGAACCAUGGAUAGGGCUUAAUGGAAGCCAGAUUCUUCACAAGAUAGAUAAGGAGGGUGAACGUCUGCCACGGCCAGAAGAUAGCCCACAAGACAUUUAUAAUGUUAUGCUUCAGUGUUGGGCUUACAAACCUGAAGACAGACCAACAUUUGUUGCAUUGAGAGACUUUCUAGUGGAGGCCCAGCCAACAGAUAUGAGAGCACUGCAAGAUUUCCAGGAGCCGGACAAGCUGCUCAUCCAGAUGAAUGAUGUAAUAACUGUCAUCGAGGGCAGGGCAGAGAAUUAUUGGUGGAGAGGCCAGAACAAGAGAACGUUGAAGGUUGGUCAAUUUCCACGGAACACUGUGACAUCUGUAGCUGGACUUUCUGCUCAUGAUAUUAGCCGGCCUCUAAAGAACAGCUUCAUCCAUACUGGUCAUGGAGAUACUGUGCCGGCUCACUGCUGGGGCUUCCCUGACCGGAUUGAUGAGCUGUACUUGGGAAAUCCCAUGGAUCCUCCUGAUGUAUUAGGUCUCGAUCAAGGAAAUCCUAGGCCAACUCAGCUUCCAGGGAGGGCAAAAAGGGAGCGUCCACCUCGCCCUCCUCAACCGGCUGCUCUGGUUAAGAGUAAGUUUAAUGGCUCCCUCCUUCGUGCACCCUGCUCCUGUCCGCUCUGUACUUUUCUAGUCCCUCUCUCUCAAGAAUCCAGUUAUAAUCCUAUCAACGGAGAGGAGGACUCGAUAUCAUCAGGAAUUAAAAGACUGUCUCUCAAAAAAACAACAACAUCCAAAGGUCUAAAACUGGUUAAACCAUCUGCACGGGUGGCUGGCACCAAAGUGUCUGACCGGCACACACUUGGUAUUAAGAGUAGCAGUUUUUCCUCAGGAGAUGUGGCCCUAAUAGACUUUGGAGAGGACAUCAGUCCACUAAGCCCAGGUUUUAUUUCUCCUGUAGUGGAACAGACUGCUCCUUCUUUAGCUAAACUGGCAAUGGAUGCCUUUUCGUUGCUUGAUAAAACUCCUCCCCAGAGUCCCACGCGCUCGCUUCCUCGUCCUCUUCAUCCAACUCCGGUGGUGGAUUGGGACACCAAACCCCUUCCUGCUCCUCCAGCUUAUGAUGAAGUAGCACAGGAUGAAGAUGAUUUUGAAGUAUGCACUAUAAAUAGCCCUGAUGUUCUUUUGGCCCACAGAGAGAAAAUAACAAUGACCCAUCUUCAGAGGGCUAGAGAUAAAGGAGAAGCUAACUAUGGCUAUGUCCAGGAAACAGAGAGAGCUCCUGUUCUAAUAAAAGUGGAGGACAAUCUGUUCCUUCCUCCAAAGGAUUUGAAGCAUGCAAACUUUUCCCAAACAUCAGAAUUAUUUGAGGAACUACAACAGGAAUGCAUGAAGACGCUAAAUGUCCCCCCGUCAUCUUCACUGGCUUCAACUCCCAGCCCAAGUUCUUCUACUGUAAACUUUGAUGUCACUUCAUCAGAGGACAAACCACAGAUACCACCACGAAUUCCUAUACCUCCCAGGCCAAUUAGACGUGACCAUGAACGCUGGUCUGGAGAGUUGUCUCCAGCUUUUGGAGCAGAGGAAGUAGGUAGAGCUCCCUUAUUGCCCCCAAGGGACCCAUUUUCUCAACCCACAUCUCGGACUCCUAGCCCUAUGGCUUUUCAGGUGGGCUCUCCACAGCAGAGGUCUAAUCUCUGUUCUCCCUUGUGUAUAGGCCUUUCUACAUCUCCAGGAAAACCAAUGCCUACCACUCAGAGUUUUGCUUCAGACCCUAAAUAUGCUACUCCCAAGGUUAUUCAAGCCCAGGGUAAAGAUUCUUCCAAAGGUCCUUGCAUCUUGCCCAUUGUGAAAGACGGUAAGAAGGUUAGCAAUACACAUUACUACCUUCUUCCUGAGCGACCUCCUUACUUGGACAAAUAUGAGAAAUUUCUCAAAGAGGCACGAAGUCCAGAGGAGACUUCAAUGAGCAGAAGCAUAUCUACUGCAACUGUUAGGCCCAUGGUGCAGCAAACGGACUAUAAAGCCAACUUUUCGUCUAACAACAGUAACUGCUCAUCCAAAAGCGCUGUGAAGACUUCCUGUAGCUUGCAGAAAAUUGUUUACGAUGGACCAGAUAAUUUUAGACCCUCAGAAAAAAUCAGACUGGUUCAGGAAAUGGUUCAUGGAGUUACCACAGAGGAGUGUCAGGCAGCAUUACAGAACCAUGGCUGGAAUGUCCAGAAGGCUAUCCAAUACCUAAAAGUUGAGCAGCUGUUUUGCCUGGGACUGAAGACUCGUAUGGAGUGCCACAAAGUGCUGGAGACGUUUAAUUGGAACCUGGAGACUGCUAGCUCCCACCUUCUAGAAUUAUACAGUGGCUGCCAGCAAAAACGAUGAUGCAUCUGUGUUGAAGGGAUGGCUUACUUGCACAACAUAUAACUACCUGGACUGAUACAUAUAUAAAGGAUUCUCUGACCCAAGGGCAAUCGAAGCAGUUUUUUGGCUCUGAACUGGCCCUCAUGGGGGCUUCCUCAACCCACAAGAAUUGAACUUUGAAACCAACCCAGUGUUCUGCUACAUGGACAUGUGUUAAUGUUGCGUUUUCUCUUUUAAU
Nanorana parkeri is the source of this 3883-nucleotide messenger RNA. RefSeq names its product tyrosine kinase non receptor 2 (gene TNK2). Gene Ontology annotation, molecular function: ATP binding; protein serine/threonine/tyrosine kinase activity; protein tyrosine kinase activity. The coding region runs from base 349 to 3666 and encodes 1105 amino acids. Gene Ontology annotation, biological process: signal transduction; regulation of keratinocyte differentiation; protein phosphorylation. Gene Ontology annotation, cellular component: extrinsic component of cytoplasmic side of plasma membrane. The transcript is spliced from 16 exons. NCBI's taxonomy places the organism in Eukaryota, Metazoa, Chordata, Amphibia, Anura, Dicroglossidae. The record is from RefSeq and is a predicted model, not a curated record.